AUGAAUGUCAAUCGAUCUUCUAUAUUUUUAAGUAUUUUAGUAGUUUUUGUUUUAUCUUUUGACCAAUCUGAAAUUUCAAGAAAUGAAUUAAAUGAGACAACAGUUUUUAAUGAAAUUAUAAACUGGGCAAAAAAUGGUAUACAAACACCUUUAUUCCGAGAUAUUAUUAAUUAUUUAAUUACACCUUCUAAAGCCCGACAUCUUGAUUGGUCAAGACUUAAUAGUUCAGAAGCUGGAAUUUUUUGCGUUAUUUGUAAGUCUCUUACAAAAUAUUUUUUAGCUCUUCGACGGAAUGAUACUUCCGUUGAAAAAAUUCAAGAGAUUGCUGGUAAUGUUUGCACGUUAUUAAAUUUCCAAACUGAAACUGUUUGUCACGGACUUAUUCGUAUCAAUUUGCCAAUUAUCUUGUAUAUUAUUGACAACGAGCAAAGUAUUACACACGAUGAUAUUUGUGGUAUUUUACUACAAAAUCAAGAGUGUUCCGAUUUAUCAAAAAAGUUUGAUUGGGCAAUAGAUGUCAAUGAUGAUCCUCCACUAGUAUUCGAUAUCUAUUCAACCGGAAAGAAAUUAAAAAUACUCCAAAUCACUGAUAUUCAUUAUGAUCCAUUAUAUCAACCAAGUGGAAAUGCUGAUUGUGAUGAACCUACAUGUUGUCGUCGUGGACAAAAUACUAAUGGGAAACUAAAUGAGAAAUCUGCUGGUUUCUGGGGAGAUUAUAAUAACUGUGAUCUACCUUGGCACUCAAUUGUUGAUGCUUUAGAGCAUAUAAAAACUCAACAUUUAACGUUUGACUUUGUUUAUUUUACUGGAGAUAUAAUCGAUCAUGGAAUAUGGGAAACGAGUCAACAAAGAAACAUCGAAAGUAUAAAAAAAUGUUUCACAAUCAUCAAAAAUACUUUCGGUGAUAUACCAGUUUAUCCAAUAUUUGGGAAUCACGAAUCGCAUCCUUUAAAUUUAUAUGCGCCGGAUUAUAUCAAGAAUGAUAGUUUAUCAACUGAAUGGCUAUACGAACUAAUGGCAGACAUUUGGAUUGAAGCUGGCUGGUUACCACCAUCUGUUAAAGACACAAUUUUGAAAGGGGGAUAUUAUAAUAUGUCACCCAGGCCAGGAUUUCGGAUAAUUAGUCUUAACAGUAAUGUUUGCUAUAUUUACAAUUGGUGGCUUUUUUACGAUCCUCAAGAUCCUGGGGGUCAAUUACAAUGGCUAGCUGAUAAUCUCUUGAUUGCUGAAAAAAAUAAAGAAAUCGUCCAUAUUUUGAGCCACAUACCACCUGGUUCUACGGAGUGUCAACAUACAUGGAGUCGUGAAUACAAAAAAAUUAUCAAUAGAUUUGCUCACGUAAUUGCUGCUCAGUUUAAUGGACAUACACACAAUGAUGAAUUUAAUUUAUUCUAUAAUCCAAACGACAGUAAUCAAGUAAUAAAUAUUGUUUGGAACGGAGGUAGUUUAACUCCAUAUGCCAAUUUAAAUCCAAAUUAUAAAGUAUAUGAAGUAGAUAAUAAUAGUUAUGUUGUUCAAGAUAUUGAAACUUGGAUGUAUAAUCUUACUGAAGCCAAUGAAAAUUUUUUGAAACGACCUAAUUGGUUCAAGUCCUAUUCUUUCAAAGAGGCAUAUAAUCUAGAAGAUUUAUCUAAAAACAGUUUGAAUCAGUUGGUUGAUAAAAUGAUCAAAUAUUCAUCAAUACUUCAAAUAUAUCAUAAAAACUUUUUCAAGCAUGCUGCACCUUCUUUAAAAAACGAAUGUGACAAUGAUUGUCUAAAAGAAUAUAUCUGUAGAAUCGUGAGAAGUUCCAGUGACGAUAAAAGUGAAUGCAACAAUUUAUUAUUACAAUUUAUUUAA
This is a messenger RNA of Cotesia congregata, 1839 nucleotides long. Lineage: Eukaryota; Metazoa; Arthropoda; Insecta; Hymenoptera; Braconidae. The record is from the annotation of a GenBank genome assembly.